ACCCAGGGGGCGCCUUUCAGCUGAAAAACACCUCGGCUGCAGCAAGCUAGCUGGGAAGCUCCCAGUUCUAAAGAGAGGCUGUUUACCAGAAGAGCAUAACAAGAGCCGGUCUGACUGCAAGGCUGGGAAGUAAGAGACAAAACUGCUGCCAAGGAGACCCCAUUUGGACACUGGCUGUUCAGUCACCUGCAAGCUGGAAGAGGCGAGGAUGCUGUUGGCUUGGGUGCACACAUUUCUUCUCAGCAACAUGCUUCUGGCAGAAGCCUAUGGAUCUGGAGGCUGCUUCUGGGACAACGGCCACCUGUACCGGGAGGACCAGCCCUCGCCCGCGCCGGGUCUCCGCUGCCUCAACUGGUUGGCCGCGCAAGGCAGCCGCGAGUCGCUCGCCGAGCCCAGCCCCGGCAACCACAACUUCUGCCGGAACCCGGACCAGGACCCGCGCGGGCCCUGGUGCUACAUCAGCAGCGAGACUGGCGUCCCUGAAAAGCGGCCCUGCGAGGACGUGCGUUGCCCAGAGACCACUUCCCAAGCACCACCGCUGUCCUCUACGACGGAGCUGGAAGAGAAGGCUGGUGCACCCGGUGACAGAGAGGCACAGGUGUUCCCUCCUGCUAACGCCCUGCCAGCCAGGAGUGAGGCGGCAGCGGUGCAGCCAGUGAUCGGGAUCAGUCAGCGUGUGAGGAUGAACUCCAAGGAAAAAAAGGACCUGGGAACUCUGGGCUAUGUGCUGGGCGUUACUAUGACCGUGAUCAUUAUCGCUAUUGGAGUUGGCAUCAUCUUGGGCUACACUUACAAGAGGGGGAAGGACUUGAAAGAGCAACAUGAGCAGAAAGCGUGUGAGCGGGAGAUGCAGCGAAUCACCCUGCCCCUGUCUGCCUUCACCAACCCCACCUGUGAGAUCGUGGACGAAAAGACCAUCAUCGUGCACAGCAACCAGACUCCUGCUGAUGUGCAGGAGGGCAGCACCCUCCUCACGGGCCAGGCCGGCACCCCUGGGGCCUGAGCCCUUGCAUGGAGACACUGGACCAGAACAGGCCACCCUCCUGCAGUUGGGAGGAGUUGCAGUUGGCUACAUUUUGUGUUGUGGUUAAAACCUUAUCCCAUUUUUCUUUCGGGGGGGAUGUGACUCCUCAUGACACAAGCAGCAACAGAUAGCAUUAUGGGUGAGAGCGAGGAGGCUGGGUAGGGCCCUAUCAAUGCUCCUUUUCUAUCCCUUAGAGCAGGAUUUGCCUGUGGAGAGAGACUGGCACAGUAGCCACAGUGGUGCUGUGGCAAAUAAGGGCUUCCACAUUGCCUGGGUCAGGGAAAGACAGGGAGCUUGCUAAAGUUCCUCUGUGCUGUAUACUGAAA
This is a messenger RNA of Grammomys surdaster, 1350 nucleotides long. It is a transcript of the gene Pik3ip1, whose product is annotated as phosphoinositide-3-kinase interacting protein 1. The record is from RefSeq and is a predicted model, not a curated record. Bases 209 to 1003 code for a protein of 264 amino acids. The transcript is spliced from 6 exons. NCBI's taxonomy places the organism in Eukaryota, Metazoa, Chordata, Mammalia, Rodentia, Muridae.